This is a messenger RNA of Zalophus californianus (California sea lion), 2243 nucleotides long. It is a transcript of the gene TMED3, whose product is annotated as transmembrane p24 trafficking protein 3. The transcript is spliced from 3 exons. Gene Ontology annotation, biological process: endoplasmic reticulum to Golgi vesicle-mediated transport; Golgi organization; intracellular protein transport. NCBI's taxonomy places the organism in Eukaryota, Metazoa, Chordata, Mammalia, Carnivora, Otariidae. The coding region runs from base 76 to 732 and encodes 218 amino acids. The record is from RefSeq and is a predicted model, not a curated record. Gene Ontology annotation, cellular component: endoplasmic reticulum-Golgi intermediate compartment; Golgi apparatus; endoplasmic reticulum.
ACGUCCGCGCCCCGCGUGCCCCGCCUCCCGCAGCCGCCGCCGGGCGGGGACCCUACGAGACCCGAGCGGAGCGCCAUGGGCCGCGCGGCCUCGCACCCGGCCUCGGCGCCGCUGCUGCUGCUGCUCGUGCUGCUCCGGGCCGAGCGGCUGCCGGGCGCCGAGCUCACCUUCGAGCUGCCGGACAGCGCCAAGCAGUGCUUCCACGAGGAUGUGGAGCGGGGCGCCAGGUUCUCCCUGGACUACCAGGUCAUCACCGGAGGCCACUAUGACGUGGAUUGCUAUGUGGAGGACCCCCUGGGGAACACCAUCUACCAGGAGACCAAGAAGCAGUAUGACAGCUUCACGCACCGGGCCGAGGUCAAGGGCGUUUAUCAGUUUUGCUUCAGUAAUGAGUUCUCCACCUUCUCUCACAAGACCGUCUAUUUUGACUUUCAAGUGGGCGAUGAGCCCCCCAUUCUCCCAGACAUGGGGAACAGGGUCACAGCUCUCACCCAGAUGGAGUCCGCCUGUGUGACCAUCCACGAGGCCCUGAAGACGGUCAUUGACUCCCAGACACAUUACCGGCUCCGCGAGGCGCAGGACCGGGCCCGGGCCGAAGAUCUCAGUAGCCGGGUCUCAUGCUGGUCCAUCGGCGAGGUGAUCACCCUGCUGGUGGUCAGUUUCAGCCAGGUGCUGCUGCUGAAGGCCUUCUUCACGGAAAAGCGAGCCAGCCCCCGGGCGCUGCACUCCUAGGCCCCGGCUUCUGCCCCGGGGCCCCGCCCCCAGGCCCCUGCUGGGCCCGAGGGCCAACCUGGGGUGGGGCCGAGCCCCUGGGGGUGGCACCCAGCUGUUUUCUCCUCGAGCCCGGCCGCCGGCGAUCUGGAGGCAGCUAGCCGCAUUACGUGGGUCACACCGAGAAAAGCGUACAGUCAGGCCCUGACUGUGGUGGGGGGGGGGGGGUCUGGUUGUAGGGGAAGCCCAGGUGCCCCGGCCUCAUGGGGCGGCUACCUCUGCUCCAUGGUGCGUGGGUCGUCGGGCUCGGGUAUGUCUCCCUCUCUGAUUUCAUCUUGUUUCAUUUUUCCCUCCCUUCCCCUAUGAUCCUCUGUCUUGUUUCUCAAAUUCCUCAUAUCAGUGAGAUCAUAUGAUACUUGUCUUUCUCUGACUGACUGACUUCACUUAGCAUCGUACUCUCUAGUUCCGAAAACACUCAGAUAUUGAAAAUAAAAGGAUGAACGAGACUUGCCAGGAAAACAUCGGCCAAAUGAGAAAUAAGGUAGUAAGCCUAGCAUCGGACAAAGCAUAGUUCUUGGGCACACUAUCUCACUAAAUGGGAGCAUUACACGCUGUAGUCAUGACACAGUAAGAAACACACGGACGUCUCCAUCCCCAGGCCCUGGCAUGGCUCCUGAAACUCUCACAACUCUCACAACGUCUAAUGAGGCGACUUGGGGGGGCUCCUGGAUGGGGAGCCGGUCACGGGAAAGACCCCCGCUGUGCUCAGAAGUUGGGAACUUUCAGCCCCAUGCCCCAUUCUCCAGAGGAGGGGGUUGGAAAAAGGUCACUCCAAGGAUGGAUCGUGCCUACGUGGAGAAGUCUCCAUGAAAACCCCAACAGUAGAGGGUUCAGGGAGGUUCCGGGCUGGUGCACAGGCAGGGGUGCUGGAGAGGGGCGCCCCUGGGGAGGGCACGAGCUCCACCCCUCCCCACACCUCGCCCUAUGCCUCUCCCCACUGCUCACCUGCCUCCUUUAUCAUAUCCUUCCAUAACAAACCGGUAUGCAGUAACUAAACUGCUCUCCCGAGCUCCGGGAGGCACGAGCAAAUCAGUGGAGCUUGACAAGGGGGUCGUGGGGACGUCCAAGCUGCAGCCGGGGGUCAGAAGCGCGGGGGUCAGAAGCACGGGUGACAGCCUGGCCUUGCGACUGGCGUGUGGCCCAGGGACGGUCUGGUGGGGCGGGGCCCGUGGCCUGUGGGAUGUGGUGCUGUCUCUGGGUGGACGACAGGGGAGUGACGCCGUAGGACACCCCGCUGGUGCUGCGGAGUUGCUCGUGGGGAACCACCUGCCAUCAGAAUCUGAGUGUCUCAUGUGCUAGAGCACAGCAGACGCGAGGGAAGACCGGGUGCCCAUCAUCAGCGGAUGUGGCUGAAGAGCAGCAUGCAAGCACCUGCAAGGACUCCCCUGCUCAGAAGGAGAAGAUCUGGCCCUUUCCCGCCAGAGCCCCACACGCCCGAGGCCUCAGGCUCCAGAGGGACGGGUGCAGGAGCU